CUUUCCCAUAACCCAGUCUGGCAUAACAUCCAUACACUCCAUUGGAUAGAAUCUUCGACCGUUCAGUACUAGAUAAAUCUAAAUCCAUACGGCAAGAGCCCCCAUUCAACAUCCGUCGCAGGAAUGUUUUGAAGAACAAAACCGUCUCCGAGCCGAUCCCGUGAUCGGAAUGAGCCCUACGGUGGGCAUCGGAUGGACCGACCAGCUUGGAUUGAUAUAAGAUCAGAGCUAUAUCAGAACCAUUUCGUUUGGAAAACUAUUCUAUCAAUCUCGUAUCCAAGGUCUUUUUCUGGAUACUCGCGUCAUGUCUCUGUCAUCUUUCACGAAUGCCCUGGGCUCUAGCGAUGGGAGUCCAGAACGGGUCUUGCCUGCGUCGUGGUAUACAUCCCAGGAGGUGUACGAAUUCGAACGACGGGCCAUUUUCUCCAGAAACUGGCUGCUAACCACGCAUAAGCGCCGCUUAGCCACCACCGGGGACUUCGUUCGUGAUGAGAUCGCAGGCUUCCCAUUCAUCCUGGUGCGGGACAAGGAUGGCGGGAUCAAUGCCUUCCACAAUGUCUGCCGACACCGCGCCUUCCCCGUGGUGACCCAGGAGUCCGGUACGACGCGUAUCUUCUCCUGCCAAUAUCACGGCUGGUCCUACGGCCUCAACGGGAAGCUCGCCAAGGCGCCGGGCUAUCAGGACCUGGCGGGUUUCGACAAGAGCCAGAACGGCCUCUUCCCGAUCCAUGUCCACAUCGACGAUGGCGGGUUCGUCUGGAUCAACCUGGAUGCGGGGGAGAGCCCGGAGAUUGCAUGGGAAAACCGAUUCACGGGUCCGAAUCAGCAACAGCGGAGUGAGAACGAUCCGUUCGACGAGUACGAGUUCGACCACAUUUGGGAGCGGGAGGCGGCGUACAACUGGAAGCUUUUGGCAGAUAACGGCGGCAUCAUCCACGCCAACCUCCCGUCUGAGAAGGUCACCAGCACGGACUGGUUCCCAAACGCCUCCCUGACGGUGUCACCGCAUUGGUUCUGCAUCCAGCGAUGUGUGCCCACCUCAGCGACCCGGUGCGUCGUGCGCCACGAGGUGUACCGCAACCCGAACGCCAGCGACGAGGAUUUUGACCAGACCCACACGUCGUAUCAGCGGAUUAUGUCCGAAGCUCAGGAUCGGUGCGUAAACACACUAGAGGAACUAGCCAACAGGGACGUCGGGAACGGCGACCGGGAUCCCCUGGUGGAGCCAUGUUCGCCGGACUUUCAGACGCUGUGCCGGGAGUUGGUGGUGGCGCAUCACCGGCUCGAAGAGGCGGCACAGAAGGAGAUUUGGCCUGCGCGACAGCGACUUCCAGCGACAGCUUCGACGAGCCACGACGAUCUACAUUUUUGCUCCCGGCUGACGGCGUCGAACGAGGGCUGCGGAUCUCCGGGUCUGGCGGGAGGGGGUUGCUCGGGAAUGUGUACGUCGGCUGCCACCAAGGCCCUUGCGUACUAGGAAUGCGACCAGGGAGUGUUUGAGGGUGCUGUCUUUGGUUCGAGCUUCUGUCGUAGUAUUUUGGUCUGGCUCAGCCAAAAUCUAACGUUUCCUGAAAGACUGCCUGCGGGUAAGUGGGUCGGUUGUGGUUAGAUGAUAUUCCCCACCACUCAGUGAUGGUCUAUCUCAAUUGACUUUUUUUUUUUAUCACUCCGCCUUCCUCUUCGUACUGAAAAGAGAGAUUGUAAUUCAAACCAUCCCGCCCACGGAACCCUUCGUAUUGCUGUCAGAUUGCCUGGAUUAUCACCAGUAGGGUUCAAACCGUCCAUCAUCCGGUGGGUGUAAAACCAGCACCUAUCGUCCACACGAACAAAGCAGAUUGAUAACAAUACAAA
Aspergillus campestris IBT 28561 is the source of this 1851-nucleotide messenger RNA. Its product is annotated as aromatic ring-hydroxylating oxygenase subunit alpha. The coding region runs from base 305 to 1477 and encodes 390 amino acids. Gene Ontology annotation, molecular function: iron ion binding; 2 iron, 2 sulfur cluster binding. The transcript has a single exon. NCBI's taxonomy places the organism in Eukaryota, Fungi, Ascomycota, Eurotiomycetes, Eurotiales, Aspergillaceae. The record is from RefSeq and is a predicted model, not a curated record.